AUGGCGAACCGAAACAACGAUGCUGGUCGACCCAAUCUCCGUAUAACAAUCAUCGCCGCAGAUGGCUUGUAUAAGCGAGAUGUCUUCCGCUUCCCCGACCCCUUUGCCGUCGCGACCAUCAACGGAGAGCAGACCAAGACGACGACGGUGAGCAAGAAGACGCUCAAUCCGUAUUGGAACGAGAGUUUUGAUUUCCGGGUUGAUGAGGGCAGCAUCCUCGCCGUCCAGGUGUUUGACCAGAAGAAGUUCAAGAAGAAGGACCAGGGUUUCCUUGGCGUUAUCAAUAUCCGAAUCGGCGACCUGAUUCCUGAAGUCGGACCCGAGGCCGACGAUCAAAUGAUUACUAGGGAUCUCAAGAAAUCGACUGAUAACCUCGUUGUGCACGGCAAGCUCAUCCUCAACCUGUCUUGCAAUCUCAGCACUCCCAUUCGCGCCGGCCAAGCAUCAUCAUCGAACCGACCCACACUCGGAGCACCCAGUGGCUCCAACCUGUCGACGCUAUCUGCUCCGGCUGGUGAACGACCAAGUUCGGCCAUGUCUGGCCCCAACGGCAACGCGCUCAGCUCCCAACCAAACCUCGCCGGCCAUCCAGCCAGCGUCAGUGCCGCGCCUGCCUCUGCGAGUGUCAAUGGCUCUACGCGCCCCAACAGCCAACUGAGCCCGUUCGAAGACGCUCAAGGCCGCUUGCCCGCAGGCUGGGAACGCAGAGAAGAUAACCUGGGCCGCACCUAUUAUGUAGACCACAACACCCGGACCACCAGCUGGAACCGACCGACAGCCAAUGGGACCGCCGCCGAAGUCCGCAACGAACGAGAGGCUGUUACCCAAGUCGAGCGCCAGAGACACCAAAACCGAACUUUGCCCGAAGAUAGAACUGGUACCAGCUCGCCAACCCUUCAGCAACAGCAAGCAGGCUCUGGUUCUGGUAGCCCCGUCGGCGGCGCUGCGAACAAUGCUGCUCCCAACGGCAGCCACACGGCCAUGAUGCACACCGGCGCCACUAGCCCUGGCUCCGGUGAGCUCCCUCCGGGUUGGGAACAACGCUGGACUCCUGAAGGACGACCAUACUUUGUCGAUCACAACACUCGCACCACGACCUGGGUCGAUCCUCGCCGACAGCAAUUCAUCCGUAUGUAUGGCCAGAACAACACUAACGGCCAGAUCCAGCAACAACCCGUUUCUCAGCUUGGCCCCUUGCCGAGCGGCUGGGAGAUGCGUCUCACAAACACCGCCCGAGUCUACUUUGUGGACCACAACACCAAGACGACCACCUGGGAUGACCCGCGUCUUCCCUCGUCUCUGGAUCAGAAUGUGCCCCAGUACAAGCGAGACUUCAGACGGAAGCUUAUUUACUUCCGCUCUCAGCCUGCUAUGCGUAUUCUUAGCGGACAAUGCCAUAUCAAGGUCCGACGAUCGCACAUUUUCGAAGACUCCUUUGCCGAGAUUACUCGCCAGUCUGCUACAGACCUAAAGAAGCGUCUCAUGAUCAAAUUCGAUGGAGAAGACGGUCUUGAUUACGGUGGUCUGUCCCGAGAAUUCUUCUUCCUCCUUUCACACGAAAUGUUCAACCCUUUCUACUGUUUAUUCGAGUACUCAGCGCAUGAUAAUUAUACCCUUCAAAUUAACCCCCACUCUGGUAUCAACCCAGAGCAUCUCAACUAUUUCAAAUUCAUUGGCCGUGUGGUCGGUAUGGCCAUCUUCCACCGUCGGUUUUUGGAUGCCUUCUUCAUUGGGGCUCUCUACAAGAUGGUCUUGGGCAAGGGAGUCACGUUGGCAGACAUGGAAGGAGUCGACGCCGAUUUCCACCGAUCAUUGCAGUGGAUGCUAGAUAAUGAUAUUUCAGGAGGAAUCCUGGAACAAACAUUCUCCACGGAAGAUGAGCGCUUCGGUGUAUUGACCACCGAAGAUCUGAUUCCCGGCGGCCGUGAUAUUGAAGUGACGAAUGAGAACAAGAAGGAGUAUGUGGACCUCAUGGUUAAAUGGCGUAUCGAGAAGCGUAUUGCCGAGCAGUUCCAGGCGUUCAAGGAGGGUUUCCAAGAGCUGAUUCCCCACGAUCUCAUCAAUGUAUUUGAUGAGCGUGAGCUGGAGUUGCUCAUUGGCGGUAUUGCGGAGAUUGACGUUGAUGAUUGGAAGAAGCACACCGACUACCGAGGCUACACUGAAUCGGACGAAGUUAUCCAGAACUUCUGGGCAACAGUGCGAUCCUGGGACGGCGAGCAGAAGUCGCGUUUGUUGCAGUUCACCACUGGUACUUCCAGAAUCCCCGUCAACGGAUUCAAGGAUCUUCAGGGCAGCGAUGGUCCCAGAAGAUUCACAAUCGAAAAGGCCGGCGACUUGAAUAACCUACCCAAGGCACACACUUGCUUCAACCGUAUUGAUUUACCCCCAUAUAAAACAUUGGAAACGCUACAGCAGAAACUCACAAUUGCCGUUGAGGAGACUAUGGGCUUUGGCCAAGAAUAG
Molecule: messenger RNA, 2463 nt
Organism: Trichoderma gamsii
Lineage: Eukaryota; Fungi; Ascomycota; Sordariomycetes; Hypocreales; Hypocreaceae
Product: E3 ubiquitin-protein ligase pub1
Exons: 7
Coding region: 1-2463 (820 amino acids)
Biological process (GO): ubiquitin-dependent protein catabolic process
Molecular function (GO): ubiquitin protein ligase activity; protein binding
Source: RefSeq, a predicted model, not a curated record